ACUUGUGUUCACUCCUUAUAUCUGUUCACUAAUUGUUUGUUAAGUUAUUGUUGUUUUUCACAAUUAAUAAUCACUUCAUUAUUACAACAAACCAUUCAAUCGUUUAUUGCAUUCAUUAUUCAAUACAUUAUAUAAACUGGGAUUUAAUCACUGAUUAUAGCAUUGGUUUGACUUCAAAAGCAAAGGAUUGACGCAAAUAUCAAAUCUCCAAACAGACGGUUAUAUAACAACAUAAUAGUGAAAAUGCCGGGAAUGUGCGGUCGGUGUCAGAAGACUGUCUACUUUAAUGAAGAGAAGAUGGCUAUCGGGAAGAGCUUUCAUGUCAUGUGCUUUGUUUGCGCAAACAAGUCGUGUAACCGACGGCUAGACAGCGGAAAUCUGACGGAACAUAACGGAGAGAUAUAUUGCCGAUCGUGUUAUGGAAAACUAUUUGGACCCAAAGGGUAU
Messenger RNA from Medioppia subpectinata, 447 nucleotides. NCBI's taxonomy places the organism in Eukaryota, Metazoa, Arthropoda, Arachnida, Sarcoptiformes, Oppiidae. The record is from the annotation of a GenBank genome assembly.